CAUACACGUAAUAUGACUGAUUUUAUCGCGAUUUUGCCUCCCGAAAUCAUUCAGUACAUCUUCUCGUUCAUCGGUCAGCGGGACUGUGUCGAAUGUGUGAAAGUAUGUCGCCGCUGGUUUUACGCGAUCCACACUUACCAGACAGCCCUGUGGACACUGGUGGAAAUCUCGCCUGAUGCAUGGAACAAAAGGAGCGACGCGAUGCUUCAAUGUCUGGGACAACAAGUCAAAUCAGUAUACAUCAAAUCUCAAGCCACGUAUAAAGUACUGGAACGACUUGCUGGGCGAGGAUGCUGCAUCCGCGUCCUUGAAAGGAAACCAUCGAAUGAUGGCGAGGAAGGCAGUAUGGCUUAUGAACUGGUACUCAACGGCAAGGGUCACGAGAGGAUCAUGCCUAUAGUGCAACAAAUUGAGAUCUUGGAAAUUCGAAAUCGCGCUGGAACAACGCAGCAUCUGAACAGCAUUAUCACAGCCAUUGGUACGCUGCAACGGCUCCGUUUUCUUUUCUUGCGAAAUUUCCUUCACAUGUUCAGCGAGAAUCCUCUUUGCGACCUUUCUCCGCUUCGCCGUUUGCAACAACUUAAAGGACUGUGUCUCACGAACAUACCCAUCAACAACCAAGGUCUAAUGCAGUUGUGUGAACCAUCACAGCACCCAGUAGUCAGGAGACUAAGCUUGAGCCGCACAUCACCGUACACUGCGAAAGGUGUUACUGAUGCCGUCCUUGAGCAUUUUGCACGAGUCGAAAGCUCGGUGCUGUUGCGUGUUUCACGGAUCUAUAGUCUCACUUAUGCAGGCAUCGAAGCAUUUCGUAUCAUUGAAGGAUCUACAGUCGUCCAAGCGAGCAAAUUACGGCACUACUACAUUACUACUGAAGAAAUCACUUGGGAUUAUGCACCGACAGGUCGAGAUAACCUGCGAGAUCUACCACUUGACGAAAGUUCAGCUGCCUCUAAAUACUGUUCACAAAACAACAGCCGAAUAGGUCGAGUAUAUACCAAAGCAAUUUACAAGCAGUUUCUAGAUCCCGAGUAUAAACGAGCUGCACCACACGAUCCAGUGCUGGGAUUCAUUGGGCCCGUUCUGCGAGCCGAGGCUGGCGAUCAGUUUCGUAUUCAUUUCUGGAAUCGGGCGAGUCGACCAUACAGUUUACAUCCCUAUAACGGCGACCUAGCGUCUAAAGCACCGCCAGGCAUGGCCGUCGAACCUGGUGAGAAAUUCGAAUACGUAUGGGACGUGCCCGAGAAUGCGACCCAUGCAUUGUGGGCGUACAUGUCACGCGCUAGUCCUUUAGCGGACGUACAUGCCGGACUACUGGGCCCUGUAGUCAUCUAUGAAGCCGGGAUGCUGCAACGACCGACACCCGGCUCACCAGAAAAGCCCAGAGACGUGGAUCAAGAAGUAUUCACGUUCAUGACGAUCACGGACGAAAACAUGUCGCAUUAUCUCAAGCAAUCAGCCGAAGCAGCAGGCGUUGCCUUGGUGGACGUUGACGGGGAUCCGGGGUUCAUGGAAUCAAACCGCAUGUAUCAUAUCAACGGCUUUGUGUACAACAAUAAUCCUGAACUACACGUAUAUUGGGGUCAACGUGUACGAUGGUAUGUCCUGUCGCUUGGGCUUGGUGACGAUGAUCCACAUACGGCGCAUUGGCACGGCGCGACUUUGCUUAACAAGGGUCAUCGUGUAGAUGUAGUUGAUUUGAUGCCAAUUAGUUUCCAAACUUUGGAUAUGAUGCCCGACAAUGAAGGUCAAUGGCUGUUCCAUUGCCAUGUAACACAACAUUUCGAUGCGGGUAUGACGGCAUUUUAUCAAGUUGAAAAAAUAGAGUACACGGGUGAAGAGGGCUGGGACCCUCUUAAAGAUGAAGGCUAA
This is a messenger RNA of Zychaea mexicana, 1872 nucleotides long. RefSeq names its product Cupredoxin. Gene Ontology annotation, molecular function: protein binding; oxidoreductase activity; copper ion binding. The transcript is spliced from 5 exons. Gene Ontology annotation, biological process: iron ion transport. Lineage: Eukaryota; Fungi; Mucoromycota; Mucoromycetes; Mucorales; Lichtheimiaceae. The coding region runs from base 13 to 1872 and encodes 619 amino acids. Gene Ontology annotation, cellular component: plasma membrane. The record is from RefSeq and is a predicted model, not a curated record.